Molecule: messenger RNA, 570 nt
Organism: Colletotrichum chrysophilum
Lineage: Eukaryota; Fungi; Ascomycota; Sordariomycetes; Glomerellales; Glomerellaceae
Exons: 3
Coding region: 1-570 (189 amino acids)
Source: RefSeq, a predicted model, not a curated record
AUGUCCUCGAUAUUGGAACAGGCACCGGUAUCUGUCGAUGACGUUGAAAGCCCUUGGCUCGGCUUGAACGGAUUUGACUUCAUCUUCUGCAGGUACAUGCUUGGUGCCAUUGCAGACUGGCCGAAGCUGAUGGAACGGGUCUACGAGAACACAAAGGAGGGUGGAUGGGUCGAGUUCCAGGAUUACGACCUGAGCUUCGUCUCCGACGACGGCAGCCUUACAAAAGAGCAUGAGACCAUGAAAUGGGUACAAGGAUUUAUUAAAGCUUGCGAAAAGAUAGGCCGCAACGCAUGCCCCGGGCCUCAUCUGGAAGGAUGGGUCAAGGACGCUGGCUUCGCCGACGUCGUGCAUCAGCGGUUCAAACUGCCCAUUGGACCAUGGCCCAAGGACCCUCAUUACAAGGAGCUCGGAAUUAUCAAUCUAAUUCAAUUGAUGGACGGCGCAGAGGCAUUUACUUUCAGAAUCUUCUGCGAUGUCUUGGGAUGGACUCGCGAUGAGUGCAUCGUCAUGCUUGCCAAGGUUCGCAAUGAAUUGAAAUCUAACUCCUUCCACGCUCGCAUGGAGUUGUGA